UGACUUGACCUGCGCCUGCGCAACACUUGUGAGUGACAGGAGCCCUAUAGCUAUCGUUCUGUUCAUACUCAGGUUCGUGUUCGUCAAAAUAAACGCGAAUUCACCUUAACGGUGAAAUAAUGCGAACGGAACACGUGUUUUUUAAAAAACGGUCUGUUAACUGAACCCAGGUUGUCACAGAAGGGAACGUGCUGUUAGCCACCGUUAGCCGCUGUUAGCUGAAAUUCGCAGACUAAACAGAAGUUGACUGACAUAGUAAAGUAAACUGAGGAAACUCGCCGUAAUUCGGAAGCGAAACUGAGAUUUACUUGUUGUCACCCAAAAUAUGCCAUUGUCGUUGUGGCAGCAGUUGUUUCGUUUGCACUGAGAGGACAUUUAAAGGCUAACGGAGACUUGGCCCCAGGAGGCUAAAAGCAAAGCUAACCUGUGGCUCAUUGACCUAUGUUCAGUGCGUGAGGUCGAUGGUUGUUCUGUCAGCCAUGGACACUGUGACAGACACAUUUCCCACAGUGCACCAGAACGGGAAUGCUCACAGAGAAUCUAUAGAGACACCGGCUGCAGCUUUUGUUUUGAGACUUCAUCUGUACCACCGCACAAACUGCAGCAGCAGUCAGAGUGCAACCAACAGCAGCAUUCUCACAUACCCACCUGGAGACUAUGUGGCUGAAAAACUGUGCAUCGAUGCGGCAGCAGCCUGCAGUAUUUCGCCUCUGUACUGCAGUCUCUUUGCUUUGUACAGAGAAAAAGACAGUUUGUGGUUUUCCCCAAAUCACCUGUUUCAGCUUGACCAAUCAGCUUCUGAGGAUCUGAUUUUUAGGAUAAGGUACUAUUUUCCUGGCUGGUACAGCGGUGGAACAUCACAGGCUUUUCGAUAUGGAGUCACGAAAAGGGCAGAAGGUCCUGUCUUUGACGACUUUGUCAUGUCUUACAUCUUCUCUCAGUGGAGAAACGACUUUGUCAAUGGUUUGGUGAAAAUCCCGACCAGCCAUGAAGUUCAGGAGGAGUGCCUGGGUUUGGCCGUGUUAGACAUGACAAGGAUGGCCAAAGAAAGACAGAUGUCCCCAUUGGACAUUUACCACACCAUAAGCUACAAAUCCUUUCUGCCAAAGGAGAUGAGAACCCAGAUCCAGAACUGCAACUUUUUAACAAGGAAGCGAAUCCGUUUUCGCUUUAAACGCUUCAUCCAGCAGUUCAGUCAGUGUCGGACCACUGCCAGAGACCUAAAACUCAAGUACCUCAUCAGCAUGGAAUCCCUGGAAAAGAACUUCUACACUGAGACCUUCCACGUCAGAGAACCGUCAGGUGGUCAGCUCAUCAUCCUGGUGGCUGCAGACACUGGUAUCCAGUGCUGUCGAGAGAUAAUGAAAGGCUCUGACCAGGAGCUGCAGGCUUUGUGCGACUUUCAAGAUGUCACUUACAUCAACAUUAAGCUGGCAAGUAAAGAAAGUGCUACAGAGAGUCGUGUCGUCACAAUCAACAAGCAGGAUGGAAAGAACCUGGAACUGGAGUUUGCCAGUCUGCUUGAAGCUCUGUGCUUUGUGUCACUGGUGGAUGGUUACUAUCGUCUGACCACUGAUGCUCAUCACUAUCUUUGUAAAGAGGUUGCCUCACCCAGGCUGUUGGAGGCCAUUGCUUCCCACUGCCACGGCCCAAUGCCAAUGGAGUUUGCGCUAAACCGCCUACAGAAAAGUGGGAACAAACGAGGUCUUUACAUAUUGAGGGAGAGCCCGAAAGAUUUCAACAAGUAUUUCUUGACGUUUCCUGUUGAGGUAUGUGGCGCUGUAGAGUACAAACACUGUCAGAUAAUCAGGUCUGCCGAUCGAGAGUUCAACCUCAGUGGAGCCAAAAGAAACUUCAGCAGCUUACAGGAACUGCUCAACCACUACCAGAACGAAACUGUACGCUCAGACAAUGUUGUUUUCCAGUUUAGCAAGUGCUGUCCUCCGAAAGCCAAAGAAAAAACAUGCCUGCUUGUGUGUCGAAGUAAUAAAGGAUCAGAAGUUUCUCUGUCACCGUCGCUGCAUCGACACAACAUCAACCAGAUGGUGUUUCACAAAAUCAGGAAGGAAGAUCUGGAACUAAUGGAGUCUCUGGGACAGGGGACAUUCACGAAGAUCUUCAAAGGUGUUCGCAAAGAGCUGGGAGAUUACGGACAGAUACAUCAGACAGAAGCUGUGAUGAAAGUGUUAGACCAAACUCACAGGAACUACUCUGAGUCGUUCUUUGAAGCAGCCAGCAUGAUGAGUCAGCUGUCCUAUAAACACCUGAUCCUUAACUACGGCGUCUGUGUCUGUGGAGAAGAGAACAUCAUGGUGCAGGAGUAUGCCAAGUUUGGAUCCCUGGACACUUACCUGAAGAAGAACAAAAACCACAUCAACAUUCUGUGGAAGCUUGAGGUGGCCAAGCAACUAGCCUGGGCCAUGAACUUUCUGGAAGAGAAGCGGUUGGUGCACGGAAAUGUUUGUGCCAAAAAUGUUCUGGUGAUUCGAGAGGAGGACCGCAGGGCGGGAAACGCUCCCUUUAUCAAACUAACCGAUCCUGGCAUCAGCAUCACUGUUCUGCCAAAAGAAAUCCUGAUUGAGAGAAUCCCCUGGGUUUCUCCUGAGUGCCUUAAGGAUCCUGCCAACCUGAGCCUAUCUGCAGACAAGUGGAGCUUUGGCACCACACUUUGGGAGAUCUGUAGUGGUGGGGACAAACCUUUAGCAACACUGGACAACCCAAAGAAAGUCCUCUUCUAUGAGGACCACCAUCAGCUUCCUGCACCAAAGUGGACUGAAAUAGCUGACCUGAUUUCCAGCUGCAUGGACUACGAGGCCAUGUUCAGACCGACAUUUAGAGCUGUCAUCCGUGACCUUCACAGCCUUUUCACACCAGAUUAUGAGCUGAUAGUGGACAGUGACAUCCUUCCAAACAGAGUAAAUGUUGGCACGACCUGGUCCAGCAGUUGUUUCGAGUGUCAGGAACCAGCACAGUUUGAGGAAAGACACCUGAUUUUCUUACAGCAGCUUGGCAGAGGAAACUUUGGCAGCGUGGAGUUGUGUCGUUAUGACCCCUUGCAGGACAACACAGGGGAGGUUGUGGCCGUGAAGAAGUUGCAGCAGUGUACGGCUGAGCACUUACGAGACUUUGAGCAGGAGAUUGAGAUCCUGAAAUCCCUUCAGCAUGAGAACAUUGUCAAGUAUAAAGGCGUUUGCUACAGCGCUGGACGUCGGAACCUGAGGCUCAUUAUGGAAUAUCUGCCUUUUGGAAGUUUGCGGGAUUAUCUGAUGAAAAACAAGGAGAGAAUCGACCAUAAGAAACUCAUACAUUAUACCUCUCAGAUCUGCAAGGGCAUGGAGUAUCUGUCAAGUAAACGCUACAUCCACAGAGAUCUGGCGACCCGGAACGUUCUGGUGGAGAGUGAACAGAGGGUCAAGAUUGGAGAUUUUGGUCUCACUAAAGUUUUACCUCAGGAUAAAGAAUACUACAUGGUCAAAGAGCCAGGAGAAAGCCCUAUCUUCUGGUACGCACCUGAGUCUCUCACGGAAAGCAAGUUUUCUGUGCCAUCAGACGUGUGGAGUUUUGGUGUCGUUCUAUAUGAACUGUUCACCCACAGCGACAAGAUCUGCAGUCCUCCUGCUGUUUUCAUGUCCAUGAUGGGAAACGACAAACAGGGUCAACUGAUAGUCUAUCACCUCAUCGAGCUGCUGAGGACAGGCAGCAGACUGCCACAACCACUGGCUUGUCCAACUGAGAUUUAUGAGGUGAUGGUCGAAUGUUGGAACAACGAUGCCUUCCUGCGACCUUCUUUCAAAGAGCUGUCACUGCGCAUCGACUUGUUCAGAGACAGUACAGACUUUUAACUCACAAAAGGGCCCCUCCCUCUCCCC
Molecule: messenger RNA, 3869 nt
Organism: Cynoglossus semilaevis (tongue sole)
Lineage: Eukaryota; Metazoa; Chordata; Actinopteri; Pleuronectiformes; Cynoglossidae
Product: tyrosine-protein kinase JAK2-like
Exons: 24
Coding region: 462-3842 (1126 amino acids)
Biological process (GO): cell differentiation; cytokine-mediated signaling pathway; protein phosphorylation
Cellular component (GO): membrane; cytoskeleton; cytosol
Molecular function (GO): non-membrane spanning protein tyrosine kinase activity; growth hormone receptor binding; ATP binding
Source: RefSeq, a predicted model, not a curated record